Molecule: messenger RNA, 1217 nt
Organism: Xenopus laevis (African clawed frog)
Lineage: Eukaryota; Metazoa; Chordata; Amphibia; Anura; Pipidae
Product: mRNA decay activator protein ZFP36
Exons: 2
Coding region: 56-919 (287 amino acids)
Source: RefSeq, a predicted model, not a curated record
UUGCAGGGGGCUGAGCUUUAGUAAAGGGUGUGUAGAGUAAGCGAACUAUAGACGUAUGGAGCUAACAGGGGAGUCAAAGUUGGCUAUGGACAUAUUGGAUGAUGGUCUGGAUCUCUUUUCUUCAUUCUUUCCCCCACUCUCUCCUCCUGCUGAUCCAGAGACGCCUCUCCUCCCUUCUUUCUCAGCACCUCCAAAGCACUCAGGCCUCUCAUCCCUGCGGUACAAGACAGAACUGUGCACCAGAUAUGCAGAGAGUGGAUUCUGUGCUUACAGGAAUCACUGCCAGUUUGCCCAUGGUCUAAGUGAGCUCAGGCCUCCAGUUCAGCACCCCAAAUACAAGACCGAACUGUGUCGCUCCUUCCAUGUCCUUGGCACCUGUAACUAUGGCUUGCGUUGCCUGUUUAUUCACAGCCCCCAGGAGAGAAGGGAACCGCCAGUCUUACCUGAUGCCCUUAGUCUUCCACCACGCAAGCAUACUGGCCCUUAUAGGGAGCGAUGCCGCCUCUGGCGUUCUCCUGGUGGCUGUCCGUAUGGAGCUCUGUGCCACUUUCAGCAUCCAAAAAGUGUCCGUGAGGCUUGCCGUCACUUUGCUGCUCUUGGAAAAUGUCCAUAUGGAGCCCGUUGUCACUUCUCUCAUAGCCCUCCCCUUGACAGGUGGGGUUCAGGAACAAAGAAUAGCAGUGGGUCCCUCUCACCUUCAGAUCCUGACAGUGACCCCGAGACCCCUGUCCUCUCAGAAUCUCCAGCCAACAAUGCCUUCAGUUUUUUAAAUCUCUUCCUACCUCUUGCCCUGCGUCUGCAGAUUCUGGGAGAUGAGGAAGAUUUGCCUACUGCUACUGACCCACUGCCUGGAGAUGAUACUGACCCACUGCCUGGUGAUGAAGAAAUUGCUCGGGGUCUACUUUUUGUCCUCGGCUAACUUUUUUUUUUUUUUUUUUUUUUUUUUUUUUUUUUUAUGAAUGACUGGCACAAUGACUCCUCCUCUGGCAUAUAGUUAACAUGCAUGGCAUGUUUUUUUUUGUUUUAUUUUUUGCCAGCAGUGAGAAGCCAGUUUUUUAUUUACAACUUUUAGUGCUCUGCUGUAUAACCUUUAUUUAUUGCUCAUCUAGCUGCAGUUGUAAUAUUUUAAUAUUGGUCAUGUGGCUUGGUGGUUUUUUUUUUUUAAUUGAACAAUAUGGUUUUAUGUUACUAAUUAAAUUUAUGAUUUUUUAACUAAA